CCACGGAGGAGGCGGCGGCUGCACAGGCUCGGUCCAGCGUGCAUCCCCAGGCGCCCCGAGAGGCGGAGAGCGCGGAGGGCGAAGGGAGCAGCAGGACAGGAGUGGACAAAGCAAGAUGGCAGGGAUCUUAGCCUGGUUCUGGAACGAGAGGUUUUGGCUCCCGCACAAUGUCACCUGGGCGGACCUGAAGAACACGGAUGAAGCCACCUUCCCGCAGGCUGAGGACCUCUAUCUCGCCUUCCCUCUGGCCUUCUGCAUCUUUAUGGUGCGGCUCAUCUUCGAGAGGUUUGUAGCCAAACCAUGUGCCAUAGCUCUCAGCAUUCAGGCCAAUGGACCACAAAUUGCCCAGCCAAAUGCCAUUCUGGAAAAGGUCUUCACUGCCAUUACAAAGCAUCCUGAUGAGAAGCGACUGGAAGGUCUGUCCAAGCAACUGGACUGGGAUGUUCGCAGCAUUCAGCGCUGGUUUCGACAAAGACGCAACCAGGAGAAACCAAGCACACUCACCCGGUUCUGCGAGAGCAUGUGGAGAUUUUCAUUUUCCCUUUAUGUAUUUACCUAUGGAGUCCGGUUCCUGAAAAAGACCCCCUGGUUGUGGAAUACAAGGCAUUGCUGGUACAACUACCCCUAUCAGCCACUCACAACUGACCUUCACUACUAUUAUCUACUGGAGCUGUCCUUUUAUUGGUCUUUAAUGUUUUCCCAGUUCACUGAUAUCAAAAGAAAGGAUUUUGGCGUUAUGUUCCUGCAUCACAUUGUAUCUAUUUUCUUGAUCACCUUUUCAUAUGUCAACAAUAUGGCCCGAGUGGGGACCCUAGUCCUUUGUCUUCAUGAUUCAGCUGAUGCCUUUCUAGAGGCUGCCAAAAUGGCAAAUUACGCUAAGUUUCAGAAAAUGUGUGAUCUCCUGUUUGUUAUGUUUGCCAUGGUUUUUAUCACCACACGCCUGGGUAUAUUUCCUCUCUGGGUGUUAAAUACCACAUUGUUUGAAAGUUGGGAGAUCGUUGGACCUUUCCCUUCCUGGUGGGUUUUUAACCUACUCCUGUUGCUAGUACAAGGCCUGAACUGCUUCUGGUCUUACUUGAUCAUAAAAAUAGCUUGCAAAGCUAUUUCCAAAGGCAAGGCUGGGAAGUGGAACCCUUUACAUGUGUCCAAGGACGAUCGAAGCGAUAUUGAGUCCAGCUCAGAUGAGGAGGAUUCGGAACCUCCAGGAAAGAACCCCCACACUGCAACCACCACCAAUGGGACCAGUGGUACCAAUGGGUAUCUCCUGACUGGCUCGUGCUCUGUGGAUGAUUAAUUACUCAAAACUACAUGUCCUGAACAAAGUGAACUGUUUGUUCCUGGAAGUAUUUAAUAAGUCGCAAAUGCGGUUCCUUUCAUAAUUUCUCGGCACCAGAAACAAAAAUUAGGAUUAUCAAAGCAUUUUGAAUAGUGCACUGCCAUGUGUCCUAUCUGAAUGAAGAAGAAUUACCAUUCUCUAUAUGUAGGCAUGCUGUAUGUAACUGACACAAGGGAACAGUAUUUGCGUUUGUACUGUCUUACCAUAUUAUUUAUUUUUUUUUGUAUUUGUUUGUAAAUCUGUGGGCAAAAGAGGGUUUCCCCCUUUACUCUCUGGGUUCAUAUCAGUAAGGGAGAUGCUCCAUCUACUUCAACCCCUUUCUAUUCAGUAACCCAGUCUGCUAGGAGCAUCAGCUUAAUUUGUCACUCAGUGCAAGCAAGCCCAGUGCAGGAUAUUCAUACAGCUCCAAAUAGGUUUGCUGUCUUUUGUUACGGUGCCCAUUUUGAAAUUGCCUACUCAGCUUCAGUGGCCCUCCUCCCCAGAUAACGUUUAAGCAGGAUAAGCUAGGUUUUCUGUUUUUUUUUUUUUUUAAUUGUCACUCUUCAUGGUCAAUUAGCAGUUCAAAUUACAGAAUAUGGUUACUGGA
Molecule: messenger RNA, 1922 nt
Organism: Condylura cristata (star-nosed mole)
Lineage: Eukaryota; Metazoa; Chordata; Mammalia; Eulipotyphla; Talpidae
Gene: CERS6
Product: ceramide synthase 6
Exons: 11
Coding region: 116-1294 (392 amino acids)
Biological process (GO): ceramide biosynthetic process
Cellular component (GO): membrane
Molecular function (GO): sphingosine N-acyltransferase activity; DNA binding
Source: RefSeq, a predicted model, not a curated record